AAUAGCCAGUCUGUUCAUACGACAAUCAGUUGAACACACCUAAGUUGUUCCCACAGAUUAGCCACUGAUUGUUAGAAAAGUCCUUCACUUCCUUUAUAUUGAUUUAUGGCAGCAAUAGAAAUCCACUACCGGGGGAAGACACGCCCCCUUUUAGCUGAGAACCUAUAAAUGUCAAGGCGUUUUCAUUCAAAUUGAGAACCCAGCAAAAUGGGGACCUCCGCAGUCAUCCUUGGAAUAUGUCUUUUAUUGAGUCAAGUUCUAACCACAGUAUCUUCAACAACGCAAACAGAAUCGAUCACUGAAGACCGAACACAAAUCACAGAAACUACUUUCUGGGAGACGCAGACAAUCAACUCUGUUUCUGAAUCAGAUCUUCCUGGAACCCAUGCUUCUUCAUUUCACACGGAGGAACCCUUAACCACAAUCACAGCAGAAGGGACCGAAUGGCAUUUGGCCCUGAGGCUGGUGAAUGGAGGUGACAGGUGUCAGGGCCGAGUGGAGGUCCUGUACCAAGGCUCCUGGGGCACCGUGUGUGAUGACAGCUGGGACACCAACGAUGCCAACGUGGUCUGCAGGCAGCUGGGCUGUGGCCGGGCCAUAUUGGCCCCAGGAAGUGCCCGGUUUGGUCAGGGCUCAGGGCCGAUUCUCCUGGAUGACCUGCGCUGCUCAGGGCAUGAGAGCUACUUGUGGAGCUGCCCCCACAGUGGCUGGCACACGCACAACUGUGGGCACCAGGAGGACGCUGGUGUCAUCUGCUCAGAUGCCCAGCGCUCGUCCACGGUCACGCCAGAUUGGCGGCACACAACGACUCCUUCCCAAACUUGGUGGCACCCAUCAACUACAACAGCAGCAAGGACCGAAUGGCAUUUGGCCCUGAGGCUGGUGAAUGGAGGUGACAGGUGUCAGGGCCGAGUGGAGGUCCUGUACCAAGGCUCCUGGGGCACCGUGUGUGAUGACAGCUGGGACACCAACGAUGCCAACGUGGUCUGCAGGCAGCUGGGCUGUGGCUGGGCCGUAUCGGCCCCAGGAAGUGCCCGGUUUGGUCAGGGCUCAGGGCCGAUUCUCCUGGAUGACCUGCACUGCUCAGGGCAAGAGAGCUACUUGUGGAGCUGCCCCCACAGUGGCUGGAACACGCACAACUGUGGGCAUCACGAGGACGCUGGUGUCAUCUGCUCAGAUGCCCCGCACUCGUCCACGGUCACGCCAGAUUGGCGGUACACAACGACUCCUUCCCAAACUUGGUGGCACCCAUCAACUACAACAGCAGCAGGUCCCUCUUCACAUUGUGGUGGCUUCUUGACCAGUGCCAGUGGGACAUUUUCCAGUCCAUCCUACCCUGGAUUGUACCCCAACAAUGCCAACUGUGUCUGGGAAAUAGAGGUGAACUCUGGCUAUCGCAUAAACCUGGGCUUCAACAAUUUACAGUUGGAGGUGCACAUUAAUUGCAUUUAUGAUUACAUUGAAAUCUUUGAUGAAUCACCGGGUAGCAAUAAUUCGCUGGGGAAAAUUUGUAAUCACACCAGCCAGAUAUUCACAUCUUCUUACAACCGAAUGACAGUUCGAUUUCGGAGUGAUGGCAGUGUCCAAAAACCUGGCUUUUCUGCUUGGUAUAACUCUUUUCCAAGAGACGCCCGCUUGAGAUUGGUCAACUCGAACUCCUCCUACCCCUCAUGUGCUGGGCGUGUGGAAAUUUACCAAGGUGGCCGAUGGGGAACUGUUUGUGAUGAUGGCUGGGACAUCCAGGAUGCCCAAGUGGUCUGCAGACAGCUGGGGUGUGGAAAUGCAGAGUUGGCCCCAGGAAACGCCUAUUUCGGCCCCGGCUCUGGCCCCAUCACCUUGGAUGACGUGGCGUGCUCGGGGACGGAAUCCACUCUCUGGCAGUGCCGGAACCGAGGCUGGUUCUCCCAUAACUGUGGCCACAGUGAAGACGCUGGAGUCAUUUGCUCAGUUCCUGCUUUCACCACCACCCCUCCCACCACAAAUUAUUCCUGUGGAGGCUUCCUGACCCAGGCGGCGGGGAGCUUUAACAGCCCCUUCUACCCCGGGAACUACCCGAACAACGCCAACUGCGUGUGGGACAUCGAAGUUCAGAACAACUAUCGGGUGACCGUGGUCUUCAGAGAUGUCCAGCUUGAAAGCGGCUGUAACUUCGAUUACAUUGAGGUGUUUGACGGCCCCUACCGCAGCUCCCCGCUGCUUGCCCGGGUCUGCAAUGGGGCAAGUGGCUCCUUCACCUCCUCGUCCAACUUCAUGUCCAUUCGCUUCAUCAGCGACGUCAGUGUCACGAGGGCAGGGUUCCAGGCUAACUACUACUCCAGUCCUUCCCCUGAGAGCACCCGGCUGCAUUGCCUGCAGAAUCACAUGCAAGCCAGCGUCAGCACGAGCUACCUCCAAUCCCUGGGCUACUCUGCCAGGGACCUUGUCAUUCCCGGCUGGAAGUGGAACUACCAGUGUCAGCCCCAGAUUACGUCCACCCAGGUGACAUUCACGAUUCCCUACUCCAGCUGUGGCACCAUCCAGCAGGUGGACAAUGACACCAUCACCUAUUCCAACUCCCUCAGAGCGGCUGUCUCAAGCGGCAUCAUCAAGAGGAAGAAGGACCUCCACAUGUACGUCAGCUGCAGAAUGCUCCAGAACACCUGGGUUAACACCAUGUACAUUACUAACGACACCCUCGAGGUCCAGAACGUGCAGUACGGCAACUUCGACGUCAACAUUUCCUUUUUUACAUCCUCUUCGUUCUUAUAUCCCGUGAGGAGCAGCCCAUACUACGUGGACCUGAACCAGAAUCUGUACCUUCAGGCUGAGAUCCUCCAUGCCAACGCCUCCCUGGCCUUAUUUGUGGACACCUGUGUGGCAUCACCACAUCCCAAUGACUUUACAUCUUUGACUUACGACCUCAUCCGGAGCGGGUGUGUGAAGGACGAAACCUACCAGUCCUACUCUCAGCCGUCGCCCCGCAUCGUCCGCUUCAAGUUCAGUUCCUUCCACUUCCUGAGCCGCUUCCCCUCCGUGUACCUGCAGUGUAAGAUGGUCGUGUGCAGGGCGUUCGACUCCUCCUCCCGCUGCCGCAGAGGCUGCGUGGUGAGGUCCAAGAGGGAUGUGGGCUCCUACCAGGAGAAGGUGGAUGUUGUCCUGGGACCCAUCCAGCUGCAGACCCUGCACGCUGAGAAGAGGAGCCUGGACCAGCCAGCGGUUGACCUGGAGGAGAAGGCCAGCGCCCAGGGGAGCUACGACGGUGCUGCUAUCUCUGCUGGGAUCUUUCUCGUCGUGGUCUUGGCCGUGGCAGCCUUCACCCUGGGGAGGCGCAGCCAUGCUGCCGACGGCCAGCCUCUGAUCUCUAAGACGUGAUGCAGGGAAGGGCGCACGGUGCUCAGAGGUCCCCGAGCUCCGGAGCCCCCGGAGGAAGGAAGAAACCAGGGUCCAGAGCUGGGCACCCAGAGCACCCUACUCGCUUCCUCUGGCCCAGGUGCAUGGUGGGGGUGGGUGAGAAGGAUGGGAGUAGGUUUUCCCAGAAACACCGCCUUGGUGCUGGGACAAAACGCCAGGCCAGCAGGUACCAGAACCUGAAAUCCUGCCUGCAGCCAUGAGCCGCACUAGAGGCAACAGCACUUUUCUGGAUAGAACUUACUUUCUGAUCUUUUAUGGGCUUCCGGGGCCUGUCGUGUAUAUCUUAGCCUUUGCUUAUUACAGGACCAGCUGAAUAAAGAACUUUUUUGAAAGCA
Messenger RNA from Phacochoerus africanus (Common warthog), 3725 nucleotides. RefSeq names its product deleted in malignant brain tumors 1 (gene DMBT1). Gene Ontology annotation, cellular component: membrane. Bases 208 to 3351 code for a protein of 1047 amino acids. The record is from RefSeq and is a predicted model, not a curated record. The transcript is spliced from 22 exons. Lineage: Eukaryota; Metazoa; Chordata; Mammalia; Artiodactyla; Suidae.